AUGGGUAUCAAAGGCAUCUACCCAGAAAUCGGCCCAGGUGAGCGCAUCUCGCUCUGCAAGCUGGCCGUCCAGACUCUCGAGGAGAAGCGCCGCCCGCUGCGCAUCGCCAUCGACAUCUCAAUAUGGCAGUUCCAGAUACAGGCGGCCCGCGGCGGCGCCAACGCGCCCACUCGUACGCUCUUCUACCGGCUCGCCCGCCUGCUUGGCCACUCGAUCCAGCCCAUUUUUGUCUUCGACGGGCCCAACAAGCCAGCCUUCAAGCGCAACCGCCGCUCCACCACCCGCGGUGGCUCAACCGGUGAUGUUGUGUCCAACGCCAUGGCCAAACGCAUGAUCAGUCUCUUCGGCUUCCAGUUCCACGACGCCCCAGGCGAGGCAGAGGCCGAGUGUGCCCUUCUGCAGCGCCGCGGAAUCGUCGACGCCGUGUUGAGCGAGGACGUCGACACCAUAAUGUUUGGCUGUACCCGGACCCUCCGCAACUGGUCCUCCGAGGGUGUGAGGGGAUCCAAGGAGCCGACGCACGUGUCCAUGUACGACUCGGCGGCCAUUAAAGCACAACAUUCCGGUCUGGAUAGGGAGGGGAUGGUUCUGGUUGCUCUGAUGAGCGGUGGAGAUUACAUCCCUCAAGGGGUUCCCGGAUGUGGCGUCAAGGUCGCCUGCGAAGCCGCUCGGGGCGGUUUUGGCCACUCACUCUGUCGGAUUAAGAGGUCCGACAGCGGUGCGCUGGUCGAGUGGAGGGAGAAACUACUGGUUGAGCUACGGGAUAACAAGAGCGGCUUUUUCAGGGUUCGUCACAAGGCAUUGGUUAUACCAGACGACUUCCCGAACCUCGAGGUCUUGAGAUACUACACCCAUCCAGUUGUAUCACAAGAAGAUACAUUGAAACGACUUGAGAAGUCGUUCCCCUCGAGCAACAGUCUCGAUGUGCAAGGCCUAAGACAAUUUGUUGCCGAGACCUUCGACUGGACGGGCAAGAUAGGUGCUAUCAAAUUCAUCAGGGUACUUGCUCCUAGUCUUUUCGUGCAAAAACUCCUUCAAACACCGUCGUCACCCGAGGAACCAGACAUGGAACAUCUUGUGAAGGACAUAUCCAAGAGCCGUAGCCACUUCACCACAGACGGAACUAAGGAGGUCCGAGUGUCCUUUAUCCCCACGGACAUUGUUGAUAUCGACCUCGACAAGGAACCAGAAGAGAGCCCUGAGGCCUUUGGCCGUAGUGGCCUGGCUCUGAAUAGUGACGACGAUCUAGAGGAACUCGAAUUGGGAGGCAAUGGAGAAUCGGAGGCUGCAAAGCCAGGUCCUAAGAAAGUCUUUGAUCCAACCCAACCAUGUUCGGAAUGGGUCCCAGAACUCAUUUUACAAUUCGGAGCUCCAAAGGCCCUAAGGGAUUGGCACACAAGGCUGGAAGCCAAGUCUGCGACGGCACAAAAGGUCUCAAAUACAACGAGAACACGAAAAGCCAAGACCAAGAGUAGACAGUCUGGUGGUCUGGAUAGGUUUCUUACGGUCACCAAGAAGCCGACCAGUAUUGCAAAAACCGUCGCCAGUUCUGAGUCCCAGGCAAACCCGGGCCUUUCUGCGACAAAUUUAGAUCCAGGAACGCAGAACCUCCCGGUCACCAAGAUAAUUCACACGGCCAGCGGCCAGUCGGUGGCUUUGGCGCGGAACAGCAGUAAGCAAAGCAAUACCAUCAACACCAAGAAACCAAAGGCCAAGUUGAGCACCACUCGUCAGGACCCUCCACCGCCUUCCUCGCGCAAAGCUGCUGCGUCGAAACCCGCCUCCGCUAUAACCAACCCGUGGACGAUAGCCAGCUCACAGCCCAAUCGUAGCAGUAAUAGACCCUUCAGUCGCACCAAUACGUAUCCCCAUGCUGGAAAUGUUUCCUCGGCCACGCCAUUCAGCCCAGGCCCCGCACCUGAUGAGCAGCCGGUCUUUAUCUCAUCUAGCCCGCCCAUUUUUGGUCCGGAUCCUGAGGCGUCGCUGAAUACUAAGAGGUCGCCCUUGAAUGAUAAGAAGCACCCGCGUAGAUCGCCCGUGCCCGAGGACUCAUAUGAGCUUGACCCCUUCUCAUCAGACUCUUCGCUGUGCGUGCCCAGCGCUCGUAAGCAGAGGUCACCAACCAGCAAGCUGGGCCGAUCGGACUCAAGUGUCAGGCAACGCCAGGCCACUCCGCCCACCACAUCCAGGGGCGAGGGGGCGGGUGAUCCAGUCGCACGGUCUAAGAAACUGGCAUCUGUGGUCGGUUAUGCCGGAGAAAUACGUUCGGAAUCGGUGCCAGCGGGUACCCAGAAGGCUUCUGGAGAGCUGUCUGGUGGCGAGGGCGAGCUCCAGCCCAACCGACCGAAAUUCAUAAGCCCAUACUCGAUCGUGGAUCUCUCAGAUGGCGAUGACAACGAACAACAAAGUCGCCGGUCCAGGCCCAUUUCCACAGCAAGUCUCAAAGAGUCCCUGGACGGGAGGGGAUCUCCCGCCUAUAGCCCAGGCAUUCGAUCAGGUCUGCCUGUGGGAUCCUCCGAGCACAUGUCCGGAUCGGGGCAAAACGUUGAAGACGAAUUCAUAGACCCGGGCCCCAAAAUCACCACGUCCGCCAAAUCCAACACAACCAAGCUGUACAUACCGAGGAAGAGUGCCGUCGGGUUCAUAAGGGAGGUUGAGGUCUCUAGAGAGGAAGCCGACCGCCUCAUGAGGGAGCAGAGCGGCAGUGACAGCGGUGGGAGGAGUCGAAUGUUUCGCCGCAGUGAUAUAGCUUUCGUUGAUUUGACUGGGUCCUCGCCUUGA
Messenger RNA from Pyricularia pennisetigena, 2781 nucleotides. RefSeq lists its product as uncharacterized. The record is from RefSeq and is a predicted model, not a curated record. NCBI's taxonomy places the organism in Eukaryota, Fungi, Ascomycota, Sordariomycetes, Magnaporthales, Pyriculariaceae. The transcript has 2 exons. Gene Ontology annotation, molecular function: crossover junction DNA endonuclease activity; 5'-flap endonuclease activity. The coding region runs from base 1 to 2781 and encodes 926 amino acids.